CACUGUGCCAGUAAAGGAACUUUUUUUUCUGCUUGCAGGUGAAGAAAUUCUGUCUGGUAGAAUUUUCCACUUAUUCAUUUUGCUGCCAUGGGCAGUAUACAAAGAAUACUUAGUCUAGUAUUAGGCUUUGCACUAUUUACUUCAUUUUUUAUUUCUGUUAAUCCUCAACCAAAUUAUGAAGCAGAUGAUCAUGAUUUUGAAGAUUUUGAUAAUGAAGGAGACACAGCUGAAAAUAGUCAGAAGGUUAAUGCUGAAGAAGAUUUUGAUGAAGAUGGUGUGGUGGUUGAUGAUGUGAUAGAAGGCGAAGAGAACAUCUCCCCUGAAUUCUUUCCUAAAGAGAAAGAAGAUGCUCCCCUUGAGGGCGAUGAAGCAGACGAGUACAGCCACUUGGCUGACACCGAGGAGUUCAUUGGCUACAACAGUGACAGCAGCAGCACCAAAGCACAACACAAUCUACACAAAGAACCUAUUCGUGAACCAAAAAUCACAGUGGCAGAUGUUCCUUUGCACUUGAGGAGCAACUGGGACAGUUUUUACUUAGAGCUUAUUUUGCUCUUUGGACUUCUUAUUUAUUUUGGCAACUUUAGUAUUGGCAGAAGCAAAAAUGCCAAGCUAGCAACAUCGUGGUUUGAGGCUAACAAGACUCUGCUGACGCAACAGUUUGCCCUUGUUGGUAACUACUCACUCUACUGCUCUGGUAGAGUGUGUAUUCACUCCAUGACUGUCGAGCUGCGUCUACUCAAGCGUCAAGACUUGGUGUCGGUGGCAAUGCAGAUGUUCAGGCCGUCCACAGACGAGGUGGUCGUCAAGAUCAGAUUGGACGACAUGGAGAACUUCGUCAUGUGUCUCGCCACCAAGAAGAUGGCUUCCAAAUAUGUCAAAGACAUGACUGAUAUUACGACGUUCUGCACGGGUGACCGCAAAGGAACCUUACCGAGCAAGCAGUACGGAGGCUGUGCCAGCUACAGCAAGUUCCUACUUCUCAGCGAGAUAGCGGAGGCCAGCAAUUCGAUUCUUACGGACCCGCGCACCGUGACGGUCUUGGGCAAACAUUUAGCUCGUAUUAAUUACCUGCACAUCAGUGACCAGUACAGCGGACCUCAGCAACCUGAUUCGCUGACGACAGCUUCAAAGAUGCCGCCUGUGCUGAAGGUGGUAAUUCUGUCGUUCCAGCUUCUCGCCCCCGCCAAAUUCUCUCCUAAAAAGACUGACAAGAUCAGCGCCGAUGACAUGGAGCAGCUGAGAUCCCUGCUCCAUCUCGUCCUCUACCUUGCUGAUAAACUCAGUCGCUUCAAACUCUCCAAAGAGAGCAAGAGCAAAGCUGAUAAGAACCGCAGCCGAGUCGAGGAAGCUUUUUUGAAGGCAACGCACGCCGUCCGAGCUGAA
Hyalella azteca is the source of this 1386-nucleotide messenger RNA. Its product is annotated as PAT complex subunit CCDC47-like. The record is from RefSeq and is a predicted model, not a curated record. NCBI's taxonomy places the organism in Eukaryota, Metazoa, Arthropoda, Malacostraca, Amphipoda, Hyalellidae. Gene Ontology annotation, biological process: endoplasmic reticulum calcium ion homeostasis. The annotation marks the transcript as partial. Gene Ontology annotation, molecular function: calcium ion binding. The transcript has 9 exons. Gene Ontology annotation, cellular component: endoplasmic reticulum.